GAUUAAACAAAAAUUCGGGAAUUUCUUCCUUUUGCUUUCUCCAUCAUCAACAUCAGGUCAAGGAAAGCCUCUCUCUCUCUUUAUAUAUUUAUUCUUGUAACAGCGUCGGGAGAUCGUAGAACAGAGAGGCGACUUCUUCUUCUUCUUCUUCGCCAAGGUUUCAGAAGCUAUAUUUUGAGCCAUGAGCACAGCGACCAGGCCUUCCUCUUCGACAGCGACAACAACCUCCGUCAUCUUAGAGAACCCUGUUUCUCAGUCCCAACCGACAGAGAGAUUAGUGCUUCGUUUGAACAGGAUAAAGAAGAAAGUCUCGUGGAAAGACGGGACUGUUGAUAACGAGUUCAUGCAGAAGAAGAGUUCCAAGAAGUGCUGCAUCUUUCACAAACAGAAGCCUUUUGAUGAGGAUGACAGCGAAGAAGACGAAGAUGACCAACACCACCAUGAUCAUAACCAUGAACACUGCGAAUCUGGUGAGGCCUCUUCAUCUAACGAUUCUAAAGCAGUUGACUAAUCAGUUAUGGUUAUUCACAUCAUGGAAGAACACUGAGGUUUUUGGUUUUUCAUGAUCUUAUCUUCUCCUACAGUAACACUGGUUGGGCUUCAUUAGUAUAUUUAACAUGUAAUUUUGCACGUUGCUAAUGAUAUUAUUAUUCAUUACAAUGUUGAUAUCAACAUCUUCAAAGCUGUAUUGACAGUUAUGUGAGCAUCUUUUCAGAAGAUCAACGACUAAUAUAUCUCUUGAUUACUACUUUA
Molecule: messenger RNA, 753 nt
Organism: Brassica napus (rape)
Lineage: Eukaryota; Viridiplantae; Streptophyta; Magnoliopsida; Brassicales; Brassicaceae
Product: protein phosphatase 1 regulatory subunit INH3
Exons: 3
Coding region: 182-511 (109 amino acids)
Cellular component (GO): nucleus
Molecular function (GO): protein serine/threonine phosphatase inhibitor activity; protein phosphatase 1 binding
Source: RefSeq, a predicted model, not a curated record